Molecule: messenger RNA, 5965 nt
Organism: Oncorhynchus nerka (sockeye salmon)
Lineage: Eukaryota; Metazoa; Chordata; Actinopteri; Salmoniformes; Salmonidae
Product: SRSF protein kinase 1-like
Exons: 15
Coding region: 192-2111 (639 amino acids)
Biological process (GO): spliceosomal complex assembly; peptidyl-serine phosphorylation; intracellular signal transduction
Cellular component (GO): cytoplasm; nucleus
Molecular function (GO): protein serine/threonine kinase activity; ATP binding
Source: RefSeq, a predicted model, not a curated record
GCGUGAAGCGAUAGGAAAUGGCAUGGACGGAUGAGCGCUCAACUCCGUUCACAUACUCUGGUACAGGUUAGGGUUAUGGACGUCCCAAGAAUUCCAGAUUGCAAUGACCAAGGGACGCCUGCGCUCUGACUACUACACUGAAAACAUCGCUCAACUCUAGCUUGAACCCCAUCCCCGGGCCCGUUUACAGCAUGGAAAGGAAAGUUCUUGCACUCCAGGCGAGGAAGAAAAGGACAAAGACGAAAAAACCCGGCAAAAAACCAGACCCUGCACCGCGGGGAGGUGCGUCCAAGCAGAAUGACUCUCCUAUCCCAGACCAGGAGGAGGAGAUACUGGGCUCUGAUGACGAGGAGCAGGAGGAUCCCAACGACUACUGUAGAGGAGGUUACCACCAUGUGAAGAUAGGAGACCUGUUCAAUGGAAGAUACCAUGUGAUCAGGAAGCUGGGCUGGGGACAUUUCUCCACUGUAUGGCUGGCCUGGGACAUACAGGGGAAGCGUUUUGUGGCCAUGAAGGUGGUGAAGAGUGCAGAGCACUACACUGAGACGGCCCUGGAUGAGAUCAAGCUGCUGAGAUCGGUGAGGAACACAGACCAGAACGACCCCAGCAGAGAGAAGGUGGUUCAGCUACUAGACGACUUCAAGAUCUCUGGCAUGAACGGAAGUCAUGUCUGUAUGGUGUUUGAGGUUUUGGGUCAUCACCUGCUGAAGUGGAUCAUCAAGUCUAACUACCAGGGCCUUCCUCUGCCCUGUGUCAAGAGCAUCAUUCGACAGGUUCUCCAGGGGCUGGACUACCUCCACUCAAAGUGUAAGAUCAUCCACACGGACAUCAAGCCAGAGAACAUCUUGUUGACUGUUAACGAGCCCUACAUUAGGAAUAUGGCUGCUGAAGCUACGGAGUGGCAGAGGACAGGAGCUCCACCCCCCUCUGGAUCUGCAGUGAGCACAGCCCCUGCGCCCAAACCAAUGGCGAAGAUGUCAAAGAACAAGAAGAAGAAGAUGAAGAAGAAACAGCGGAAGCAGGCAGAGAUGUUAGAGAAGAGGAUUCAGGAGAUGGAGGGAGCGCCGGAGGGAGGAGAGGAGGAGGGGGAAGAGGAGACUGAAGGGAUAACCACAGAAGCCCCCCUGCCAACCUCCGACACGCUACAGGACAUUGCUAAUGGUGUCACAGCAGACCCAGCUCCAGAUAAAACGGAGGAGGAGAGCAGGAUGGAGGUGAACUGCAAUGGCCACGCCCUCUCGGAGAGCCAUGAGGUACAGAGGACCAGCGAAGAAGAAGAGGAGGACCAACAGAAAGCCAACAAACUUGACGCCGUAGCCCCCAACAACGCCAGUACACAGGGACAGGACUCGCCGGCCAACGCAGUUUACCCAGAAUGCAACGGCAGAGUGCCCAGCGACUCCGGAACACACGAUAAAGAAGGGAGAGGAAAGGAGGGCAAGACGGAGCAGUGUAAACGACCAGAGAAGGAUGAGGAGGAGAGAAAAGACGAGGAGAUGGAGACUGAUGUGGUGCCUGGAAGAGAGGAUGAAGAGGAGGAGGGCGAGAGGAACGAUAAAAUAGCAGCAGGCAGUCUGUUGGUCAACCCUCUGGAACCUCUCAAUGCAGACAAGAUCCAGAUCAAAAUAGCUGACCUGGGGAAUGCCUGCUGGGUGCACAAGCACUUUACAGACGACAUCCAAACUCGUCAGUACCGUUCUCUGGAGGUGCUGAUGGGAGCCGGCUACGGGACGCCUGCUGAUAUCUGGAGCACUGCCGCAAUGGCUUUUGAGCUGGCUACAGGAGACUACCUGUUUGAGCCUCACUCUGGGGAGGACUACUCUAGAGAUGAAGAUCACAUAGCUUUGAUCAUUGAGUUGUUGGGUAAAGUUCCUAAGAAGCUGAUCCUGGCCGGAAAAUACUCCAAGGAGUUCUUCACCAAGAAAGGUGACCUGAGGCACAUUACCAAGCUGAAGCCAUGGGGUCUGUUGGAGGUGUUGGUGGAGAAGUAUGAGUGGUCUAAAGAGGAGGCAGCUACCUUCGCUAGCUUCCUUUUCCCAAUGUUGGACCUGGUACCAGAGAAGAGAGCUACGGCUGCAGAGUGCCUCCGACACGCAUGGAUCACCCCCUAGAGGAGCCACAGCGCUACUACAGCCAACAAGCAGCUCAUACAGUACACACAUGCAUACAUACAUGAACAUAUGUACAUACACACACACACACAAACAUACAUACGUACUCACAAGCAUUCACACACACACACACACACAUAUAGAUACACACUAAGAGGAAGCCGUUGCCAGCACCAUGCCUGCAUUGCCUCCCUAGUGGCUCAACACACGCACAAACAACGCUAGACUGGCUACUGAAGCCCUACUGGUGGCCUUCAUAGAAAACACUGGUUCCAGAUAAAUAAACACAAGGAAGCCCGAUCCAGCAGCACUAUAUCUAUUUAUGUCUCUUCUCUUUUACUUUUUCUUUUUGGUACUGACUGGAUAUGACUUGAGUAUCUGAUCUCUUUUUCUUUAUUUACGCUUGUUUUUCUCUGUGCCAAUGAUUACACCUCUAACAAGUUUCAUUCAGAGUUUCUCUUUUGUUUUUGUUCCUUUGUUUAACAGAUGUGCAUGUUCAGAGUUAAGAUCAAACCUCACAGACCUCCACUGGACAAUUUCAAGACCAAUCCAAUCAUAUCUACAGAACACCCACUGUACCACUAUACUAGCACAUCCGAAUGGUUGUUAUUUUAUAUACAGUAUUGAUAGAGGUUAGUUUGAGUCUUUUCCUUCAAUAACAAAGCAUAUUUACAAUGUGUGUAGGAUUGUGGGGAAGAGUAGCUACCUAGAAAGUAAUCAAAAGAAUCAAAGGAUUCUCCAUGAAGUACUCCUGAACUGGAAUUGACUGAAUGCAAUGGAACUUGUUCUGUUUCUCUUCUAUGACAUCAUCCCUGUCCUAUCCUUCCUUGUCUCAUUCCAAGCAGCCGUUUUGGAAUGGCACUUACCACAGUGUGGAGAUGGUACCAUCAUACUCUAUCCCGCGUUUCAUGUACUACCUUCUGUUACCUGCAUUGAUCCACAGACCAUGACUAGACCAAUGCUACUGAAUAACCAUGUUUCAAACUAGCCAGCAGAUUCUGACCUUACCGUUACGCUUGUUUACACUAAGCUGCACUGGGGUCGGAACGCAAUCAUGGUUAGAUUUAGACACCGCGGAGCCGGCGCACUGUCUAAAACGUCCCUCAAUGCAGCGAUGGGAUGUGCCACUGUACCCAAAUUGUAAUUCAAUUCAAACUGCCCUUUUCCUCCUCAUCCGAGCUAGUAGGCACAGCAGCCAUUAUGGACUGGCACGUCGCGUUGAACAACAGAGGCUGAUUGGCUGACACUGCCAUUCCAAAAUGGCAAACAUAAAGAUAUAAAACUGUAUUUUUUGUGAAGAAUCAACAACAAGUGGGACACAAUCAUGAAGUGGAACGACAUUUAUUGGAUAUUUCAAACUUUUUUAACAAAUCAAAAACUGAAAAAUUGGGCGUGCAAAAUUAUUCAGCCCCCUUAAGUUAAUACUUUGUAGCGCCACCUUUUGCUGCAAUUACAGCUGUAAGUCGCUUGGGGUAUGUCUCUAUCAGUUUUGCACAUCGAGAGACUAACAUUUUUUCCCAUUCCUCCUUGCAAAACAGCUCGAGCUCAGUGAGGUUGGAUGGAGAGCAUUUGUGAACAGCAGUUUUCAGUUCUUUCCACAGAUUCUCGAUUGGAUUCAGGUCUGGACUUUGACUUGACCAUUCUAACACCUGGAUAUGUUUAUUUUUGAACCAUUCCAUUGUAGAUUUUGCUUUAUGUUUUGGAUCAUUGUCUUGUUGGAAGACAAAUCUCCGUCCCAGUCUCAGGUCUUUUGCAGACUCCAUCAGGUUUUCUUCCAGAAUGGUCCUGUAUUUGGCUCCAUCCAUCUUCCCAUCAAUUUUAACCAUCUUCCCUGUCCCUGCUGAAGAAAAGCAGGCCCAAACCAUGAUGCUGCCACCACCAUGUUUGACAGUGGGGAUAGUGUGUUCAGGGUGAUGCGCUGUGUUGCUUUUACGCCAAACAUAACGUUUUGCAUUGUUGCCAAAAAGUUCCAUUUUGGUUUCAUCUGACCAGAGCACCUUCUUCCACAUGUUUGGUGUGUCUCCCAGGUGGCUUGUGGCAAACUUUAAACAACACUUUUUAUGGAUAUCUUUAAGAAAUGGCUUUCUUCUUGCCACUCUUCCAUAAAGGCCAGAUUUGUGCAAUAUACGACUGAUUGUUGUCCUAUGGACAGAGUGUCCCACCUCAGCUGUAGAUCUCUGCAGUUCAUCCAGAGUGAUCAUGGGCCUCUUGGCUGCAUCUCUGAUCAGUCUUCUCCUUGUAUGAGCUGAAAGUUUAGAGGGACGGCCAGGUCUUGGUGGAUUUGCAGUGGUCUGAUACUCCUUCCAUUUCAAUAGUAUCGCUUGCACAGUGCUCCUUGGGAUGUUUAAAGCUUGGGAAAUCUUUUUGUAUCCAAAUCCGGCUUUAAACUUCUUCACAACAGUAUCUCGGACCUGCCUGGUGUGUUCCUUGUUCUUCAUGAUGCUCUGCGCUUUUAACGGACCUCUGAGACUAUCACAGUGCAGGUGCAUUUAUACGGAGACUUGAUUACACACAGGUGGAUUGUAUUUAUCAUCAUUAGUCAUUUAGGUCAACAUUGGAUCAUUCAGAGAUCCUCACUGAACUUCUGGAGAGAGUUUGCUGCACUGAAAGUAAAGGGGCUGAAUAAUUUUGCACGCCCAAUUUUUCAGUUUUUGAUUUGUUAAAAAAGUUUGAAAUAUCCAAUAAAUGUUGUUCCACUUCAUGAUUGUGUCCCACUUGUUGUUGAUUCUUCACAAAAAAAUACAGUUUUAUAUAUUUAUGUUUGAAGCCUGAAAUGUCGCAAAAGGUCGCAAAGUUCAAGGGGGCCGAAUACUUUCGCAAGGCACUGUAAAUCAUUGGGCACAUCCCAUCCCUGCAUUGAGAAGUUGUCCAGCCCAUAUCUCGCUGCGGCUCUGUGGUGUCUUAAUGUAACCAUGAUUGUGUUCUGACCCCAGUGCAGCUCAGUGUAAACAAGCGUAACAUAGGGUCAGAAUCUGUUGGCUAGUUUCAUACCUCUCCUGUGGUGUUUAGAUAAGGUUUGCCUCAGAAAAUAAUGCCUCUUUUUUUUGCUAGAUGGUGUGAUACAAGAGCGUGAGAAUUUUCCCGUUUCAGAAAAAUUAUCAGAAUCCGAAUUCUGUAUUCGAUUCCAGAACAGAUUUACCAAAAAAAUUACUCCUUAUUCUUUAUAUAGUUGGAACAGGGUGCCAUUUUAGGCACAACCCAUAUCUGAACCCCUAUCUUGUACAUAUCUGUACCAAAGAGUUGGCCUUGUCUCUCUGAACUUGUGUUUGGAGCUUCUGUUUGAACUGUGUAUAUUAUGAAGGAGCGGAAGCUCUGCCUGUGUCCCAAAUGUUACCCUAUUACGUAUUUUGUGCCCUAUUUAUGACGAGCCCAUUUAGGCUCUGGUCAAAAGUAAUGCACUAUAUAGGGAAUAGGGUGCCUUUUGGAAUAUACCCUCUGCUAAGGUGCAAAUGUUUGAAUGAGUCGUUAUGAGGUCGAUUGAUGCCUUGAGAUGCAUUUGCUAGUUUUUUUUUUCUGCAUUUUUAAAGCUUAUUUUCAUACUGAUGUUGCCCCUCUUGCAGUGUAGGACUGUUUUAAAUGCAUCAAAGAGAGAGAAUGGUAUAAUCGUGGAUUGUAAUAAAGAAUGAUGACGCUGUUAUAAUGCUUUGAAGGGUGCCCUCCCCCCGAUCCCAUUGGUUGCUCUUUUUCUACAAGCCCCUCUCCUCCCGCCCUCGUUCUCAAUGCGCUCUUUCCCUGACCUCUCCUUGCCUUUCUUCCUCAUCUGCCUCCCCCUCUCCUGACCUCCCUCUGCAUUUGAUUGUUCACUGCUAAACUAAGCAUUUUCUGUAGUUGAAUAAACAUUUAGAUUUUGAAAA